Molecule: messenger RNA, 291 nt
Organism: Entrophospora candida
Lineage: Eukaryota; Fungi; Glomeromycota; Glomeromycetes; Entrophosporales; Entrophosporaceae
Source: the annotation of a GenBank genome assembly
UAUUACCACAUUGAAAAAUUUAUUGCACUUUUGCGUAUUACUUUUAUGUAUUACCUUUAUGUAUUACCUUUACGUAUUACCGCAUCGAAAAAUUUGGUUGCACUUUUGGGUACUACCGAUUCGAAAAUUUGUUGGAUCAUACUUGCAUAUUACUGGAUUAAAAAAUUGGAUCUUACUACCGAAUCGAAAAAUUUCACACUUUGGCAUAUUACUAAAUCAAAAAAUCAAAUUGCACUUUUGUGUACUACCAAAUCAAAAAAUUUGUUUGCACUUUUGGAUACUACUGCUUGA